This is a messenger RNA of Kockovaella imperatae, 2437 nucleotides long. RefSeq lists its product as hypothetical. The coding region runs from base 60 to 2324 and encodes 754 amino acids. The transcript has 7 exons. Lineage: Eukaryota; Fungi; Basidiomycota; Tremellomycetes; Tremellales; Cuniculitremaceae. The record is from RefSeq and is a predicted model, not a curated record.
CCGCGGUACUUUGAGCUUCAUGGCGAGACAACUAUAAAGAUAGUGAUUGCUGAGCGAUAAUGGCAGAGAAGAGCAGCAACUCAGAACCACAGGCAGGUCCUCUUCCCCUGCCCCAACCGCUCAAGCUGCUGUUGGCUCUUGGAGCGCUAUCCACCUCUCAGACGGUCAGUAAUGGUGCUAUAUCGCAGUGGCAGAAGAACAUUUCGGCAGCUUGGGUGCAAUCUAUCUGUCAGCUGAUAGAAUUCGAUGCUGUGCUCUUGCCUCCAACUGUGGUCUCGGAAGGGAUCAAGGAGAGUGCAGCGGAUCAGAUUGCAGAAUGGACCGAGGAACAAAAGCACAGGAUUGCCGAGGUAUUAGUGGAAGCUAGUUUGGCAUCCAGUCGAGCCGGAUCUCAAGGGAAUACCAAGGCGCAAGAUGAGCAGCUGAGAUAUACACCUUUGGCACGCGCAUGGUCUUUCAACACGAUGAAGCUGCUGGGACUGCCGGCGAGAGAUCUUCUGCCCAAGGCUGAAAAAGAGCUGUCAGCGAAGCUGUUUAUGGCUAUGAAAGCAGCUGAAGAAGCGGAUUCUCAAAAGGAAGUGGAGUCGACUCGAGCAGCUCACUCUGAAGGAUGGGGUGGUAAGCUAGGUCGAACAUUAGCCACUGGCGCGGGAGUCGUGGCUGGCGGGAUACUGGUCGGCGUAACGGGUGGAUUGGCAGCUCCAGCUAUUGCUGCUCUGCUCGCCCCCCUCGGUAUUGGAGGUCUUUUAGCUGGAGGUGCGGCUCCAGUCGUACUGGGGACAUUGUUCGGUGUGGGAGGUGGUGGGCUCGCUGGGAAACGAGUAAGAGAGCGAUGGAAGGGAGUCGAGGAGUUUAGCUUUAUUGAAGUUGGGGCUGGAACUCGAGCGACGAAGGAAGAAGUACAAGAUCUGAAGGAAGCUAAGAAGAGGUUGGCAGAGAGAAAAGCGGAAGAGGAAAAGGCGGAAAAGGCGAGCGAGAAGGUUGACGAGGGGAGUGAUCCAGCGGAGCAAGCUACCAUCGGGGAUACAGCUCUAGAUGAGAAAACCUCUGCGGCUGGCAAUGAAGCUGGUCAGGACAAGCCGACCGCGAACGAUGAGCUGCCUGGUGCAGAGACUCCUGCAGAAAUAGCUCCGGCUGAGAUCGUAGGGGAGAGCAAAGAGGAGAUCGAGCAGAGGCUGGUCGACUUAUCCCUUGAGCGAGCAGCGGACGACUCGCGCCGUUCAUCAAUGGAUGCUGGACGCCCGACCUUGGAGCAAGCACAUGACGAGACGUCGUCAAGUGAUGCGAAGAAGAAAGCACUCCCAAGUCUCACGGCGACUAUUGUCGUCCCUGGUCUAUUAGUUAUCUCCAAGACCGAGGCCAUCUCAGCGUGGCGCUCCAUUUGUGCCUCUGGUCCGCUUUCAGAAGUCUACCGCGAGGACAUGCACGAUAACGACAAUGGUCCGGCGAUUAAUUAUACGCCGCGCAGAAAGUCAAGACAAGCAUCGGGAACCGAAGCGACGGCAGCCGCGGCUUUGACGCCGAGGGCGCCAGAGACGGACGAGAGGGCGGUGGAGAGUACCGUGGAAGAGCAAGCCGUCAAAGAGGAGGUACAGGUGUCCAAGACAGGACUGCGAGAUGGAAGAGAUGUCUACCUUUUACGAUUCGAAUCUGACAAGAUGCUUAAAACUGGGAGUGAUAUAGAGAACUUCAUUGGACGAAAGAUCCUCACCAAGCUCAAGGGAGAGAUUAUCAAGCGCACUGCGCUGAAUGCCUAUUUUGCAGCCGUGAAACUCCCUUUAAUGACGUAUAAAAUGGCAAUGAUGGGCAUGGAUAACACCUGGAUGCAAGCUCAAGAUCGGGCAAAAAAAGCUGGUAGAUUGCUCGGUGAGGUGUUGGAAAAGAAGGUGCAAGGCGAAAGACCGGUCGUCUUGAUUGGAACCUCACUCGGCGCAUAUACUGUUCUUGAGGCUCUACUCUACCUCGCUUCCCGUCCACCUCCCGCUGGCUCCAGGACGCCAGCACCCACACUAGUCGAAUCUGCUAUCCUCAUAUCGCUUCCGUCAGCUCCGACCGAGGAUGAGUGGGCCAGAGCGAGAUCGGUGGUUGCGAGGAGGUUUGUCAAUGCCUACAGUGACAAAGAUCUAGUGCUGGCUACAGUCGUGCGAGUCCACGAGAUGAUCUCCCGAGCUGCGACACUAUCUAACGGCAUCAUGCCGGCAGGACUUGGACCGGUCGAGCGUCCGGGGAUCGAAGAUGUCGAUGUGUCUUCUAUCCUGAGAGGACAUCUCGAGAUUCAAGCCAAGAUUGGCGAUGUCAUCAACUUGAUCGGUAUCGAUGCCUGAGCUCGGCGGCCGUUGCCAAAGCCGUCCCCUUGGCACCAAUGCUGUAGUAUGCUAAUUUCGUGUCUUCGUAUCGGCGAGACACGUGCACGUGAAUGUAUGUACGAUGUUCAAGA